CAUGACGCGCGGUGGCAUGAAUUUCCCUCUAGUCUAACCAGUCAAACCAAAGUAGGCCUAGCCAAGAGGGGACACGCUUUUCAUUAGAUUACAUUUGCGACAUGUUAUCUGAAGAAGGGAAAGGGGAUACAGAUAGCAUGAGGAUUCUAGCAAUUAUGAUUACUGUUCUUGGAGUGGCGGACUGCGCGUUUACUGAACGGAGCGCGGUUCUUGACACCGACUGCCCGUCACUUUGUAAAUGUGAAGACGACGGCAUGCUUCUACGCGUGGAGUGUGUGGAACUCGGUCUUGUGCAGUUGCCCUCAAAGUUGAGCAUGUUUACGUCCUACCUUGAUCUGAGCAUGAACAACAUCACUCUGCUGCCCCGUGAAGCCCUGUCCAACCUGCCCUUCCUCCAAGAGCUUCGACUAGCAGGAAACCACCUGACAGACAUCCCUGAAGGGGCUUUCAUUGGCCUCUUCAAUCUCAAAGUGUUAAUGCUCCAAAACAAUAAUCUAAGGCGGGUUCCAAAUGAUGCUCUUGAGAACCUGAGGAACCUACGGUCUCUGCGUUUGGAUGCCAACCGCAUUACCAGUGUGCCUGCGGGCUCCUUUAAGGGCCUGGCAUCGCUGCGCCACCUGUGGCUGGAUGAUAAUGCCCUCAGCGAGGUCCCGGUCCGUGCCCUGGACAGCCUGCCCACCCUGCAGGCCCUCACCCUGGCCCUCAACAGCAUCACCCAUGUCCCAGACCGGGCCUUCGCUAACCUCACCAGCCUGGUGGUCCUGCAUCUCCAUAACAAUAAGAUCCAGACACUGGGCGAGAGGUGUUUUGACGGGUUGCUCAGCCUGGAGAGUCUAGAUUUGAACUACAGUAACCUGACAAUGUUUCCAAUGGCCAUUGGCGCCCUUCCCAACCUCAAAGAGCUAACUUUCCAUAGUAACUACAUCAGAUCCAUCCCGGAGCAUGCCUUUGUGGGAAACCCAUCUCUCAUCACAAUAUACUUCUACAACAAUCCCAUCCAGUCUGUAGGCAAGUCGGCCUUCCAGAAUUUACCAGAGCUCCAGAUGCUAGCACUCAGGGGAGCAACAGAGGUGACAGAGUUCCCAGACCUGACCGGCACAAACAGCCUGGAGACCCUAGCUGUGACAGGUACACACAUCUCUACAUUACCCAGAAACCUGUGUGAUUUGCUGCCCAACCUGGUACAGCUGGAUCUCUCCCAUAACCUGAUCCAGCAUCUUCCAAGAUUCAGUGGCUGCAGAAAGAUCCAGAAAAUUGACCUCCGUCACAACCAUAUCCAUGAGGUUCUAGCGGACAUCUUCCUGGGGCUGACUGAACUCAGAACCCUGGACCUCAGCUUCAACCUGUUGUCCUCUGUCCCUUUGGAAGGUCUUCAGGACCUCACACACCUCAGGCUGGCAGGCAACACGGCCCUGAGGCCCUCGCUCCUGGCCCAGAGCCUGCCAAAACUCAGGGUAGUGGAGAUGCCAUAUGCCUUCCAGUGCUGUGCUUUCGUAUCUGGUCCUGGUCAAAACUCCAAGUCCCGCUACAUUUGGAAAACCAACAUCUCCGAAGACCUUGUCUCUGUGACAGAAAAACACAUUGCAGUCAGCCAAGAAAAUGAAGACCAGGAGAGAGAGGGAGACAGCAAGCACCAACACCCUGUCCACUGUUUCCCAUCUCCAGGUCCACGCCGGCUAUGCCAGAGCCUGUUUGGGAGCUGGCCAUUGCGUGCUGGUGUGUGGCUCAUCGUCAUCCUCUCCUUCGCCUGUAACUCCCUGGUCCUCGUCUCCAUUGUCCUCUCAACAUCUCCUACACCCCCUACCCAGUAUCUCCUGGCAAUGCUGUCUGGGGUCCAUCUCGUCACGGGCCUCUCUAGUGCCACCCUGGCUGUACUGGACGCCGUUACAUUCGACCACUUCACCAUGUAUGGCCCAUGGUUGGGGAAUGGGCCUGCUUGCUGGGUCUUUGACUUCCUGUCCAUCUUCUCCGCAGAGGCUAGUGUCUUUCUGCUGGCAGCAAUCGUCUUAGAGCGCGGAUGGAGAUGUACCGUCCAGGGCUCAGAUAGGUCAGAGACCUGCACCAGGAGAAGGCGCCCAUUGGGGGGGCGGGGUACUCAGGGUAUCUCAGCCCUUUGCUGUGUCCUUGCUGGAGCCAUUGCCAUCCUGCCUCCCCUCAUCAGGGGUGAGUAUGGUCUCUGGUCCCCCUGCAUAGCGAUGGCCUCCCCCUACACGCCCUCCUCCUGUUUGGGCCACAGCUACGCCACGGCCUUGGUCCUGCUCAACUCCCUGUGCUACCUCCUGAUGACCGGCACCUAUAUGCGUCUCUACUGCCACAUGGAUGAUGGGACAGCGGAGGAGGACGUCGUCACUGCCCGCGAGUGCUCUGUUACCAGACUGCUGGCCUGCCUCCUGCUCACCAACUGCCUGCUCUCCUUUCCCGUGGCGCUCCUGUCCUUUUUCUCCCUCCUCCGGCUUUCUGUCCUCACCAGCCCAGAGGUGACCAAGGCCGUCCUGCUCCUGGUGGCCCCUCUGCCCGCCUGUCUCAACCCCCUGCUUUAUAUCCUAAUCAGCCCCCAUUUCAAGGAGGACUUGAACAGGCUUCUCUGUUGGAUGACAUACAGGCAGAAGAUAGGGCAGCACAGCACUGGUUCUGUCUCGGUAGACUCCGAAGAUGCAGAGAAACAGUCAUGUGACUCCCUGCAAGCGCUGGUGUCUCCCACUAUGUAGGGACACACACACACACACCAAACUGCUUAUCGGUACGAAAGGCCCUGCCCCCAUCAGUUGUAGUCCCAGGUGCAUGCUGGUCACCAAACAGUUUGUACAGGGAUUGGUAGGUUAUCGUGAGAUAUGGACCAUGGUACAGAUGACUUUGAGAUGGCCAUUAGAUUGUGCUCUUCUAGGUAACCGUUUUUAUGAAACUCUCGAAAUACUCAAGAUAAAAAUCAGUGUAUGCGGACAAUAUACGGUUACCAAUACUACAACAAAUGACAUAUUUAGAAUAUUUUAUUACAAAUUGAUAUUUAAAUAUUAUUUUUAUAUUUGGCACAUAGUGGAAAUCAAAUAUUACAAAGACCAAAAUAUUUUGA
Messenger RNA from Esox lucius (northern pike), 3070 nucleotides. Its product is annotated as leucine-rich repeat-containing G-protein coupled receptor 5-like. NCBI's taxonomy places the organism in Eukaryota, Metazoa, Chordata, Actinopteri, Esociformes, Esocidae. Gene Ontology annotation, biological process: G protein-coupled receptor signaling pathway. Bases 102 to 2708 code for a protein of 868 amino acids. The transcript is spliced from 17 exons. Gene Ontology annotation, molecular function: G protein-coupled receptor activity; protein binding. The record is from RefSeq and is a predicted model, not a curated record. Gene Ontology annotation, cellular component: membrane.